UUGAUAAAGAGUUAACGAUGCAACAUCACUCUCAGAUAACUGUAAUAACAUACUGUAUUACACUACUUAAUUUGUUUAAUUUAAUUAACUCAACACCUCAACAGUGAGCAGAAGCAAAUCAUCGCUUCUGAUCAACCCAUUCACCGCCACGGCCAUGGGCAAAAGUUGUAGCCGCGCCACCGCCACCGUGCUGCUGCUUCUCGUCGUCGUCGUCUUCCUCUCGUCGUCGCGUCCAUUCCCGUGCGAGGCGCGCCGCGACAGCCUCCCCCGGGGCGCCUCCAUCGCCGUCGAGGACCACGCCACCGACGUCCUGCUCUCCCCGGACGGCACCUUCGCCGCCGGCCUCUACGGCGUCUCGCCCACCGUCUUCACCUUCUCCGUCUGGUUCGCGCGCGCCGCGGGCCGCACCGUCGUCUGGUCAGCCAACCGCGGCCGCGCCCCCGUCCACGGCGCGCGCUCCCGCGUUGCGCUCGACGGCCGCCGCGGCGCGCUCGUCCUCACCGACUACGACGGCGAGGUGGUAUGGAACUCAACCGUCGCCAACGCCACCGCCGCUCGCGCGCGGCUGCACGACUCCGGCAACCUCGCCAUCGAGGACGCGAGCGGGAACAUCCUAUGGCAGAGCUUCGAUCACCCCACCGACACCCUGCUUCCCACCCAGCGCAUCGUCGCCGCCGGCGAGGCGAUGGUCUCGGCAGGCAAGCUCCUCGCCGCCGGCUUCUACAGCCUCCGCUUCAGCGACUACGCCAUGCUCUCGCUGGUGUACGACAACCACAAGAUGCCCAGCAGCAUCUACUGGCCUAACCCCUACUACAGCUACUGGCAGAACAACCGCAACAUCUACUACAACUUCACCCGGGAAGCUUUCUUCGACGCCUCCGGCCAUUUCUUGUCCAGCGACAAUGCGACCUUCGACGCCGCCGACCUCGGCGAGGGCGCCGGCGUCAGGAGGAGGCUGACGCUGGACACGGACGGCAACCUCAGGCUGUACAGCCUGGAUGAGAUGGCCGGGACAUGGUCGGUGUCGUGGAUGGCGUUCGUCAACCCGUGCGUCAUCCACGGCGUGUGCGGCGCCAACGCCGUGUGCCUCUACUCGCCGGCGCCAGUGUGCGUCUGCGUGCCGGGGUACGCGCGCGCCGACGCGAGCGACUGGACAAGAGGCUGCCAGCCGACGUUCAACCACACCGACGGCGGCGGCGGCCGGCCGCGGGCGAUGAAGCUGGUGGCGCUGCCGCACACCGACUUCUGGGGCUUCGACAUCAACAGCAGCGCGCACCUGUCGCUGCACGAGUGCACGGCGCGGUGCAUGAGCGAGCCGUCGUGCGUGGUGUUCGAGUACAAGCAGGGCACAGGAGAGUGCUACACCAAGGGCCUCAUGUUCAAUGGCAGAACACACCCUGCCCAUCUUGGGACGGCCUAUCUCAAGGUCCCAGCUGAUCUCGACAUGCCAGAGUUGCACGUCCACCAAUGGCAGACGAAUGGCCUUGCCAUUGAGGAAGACAUUGCUGGAUGUAGUGGCUCAAGCUCAUCAGAGUUCUUGCUCGAUGUUUCCGAUAUGUCGUCGAGCUCGAGCAAUAAUCAGGGCAAGUCAAUAUGGUUCUACUUCUAUGGAUUCCUGUCUGCAAUUUUUGUCAUUGAGGUGUUUCUGAUCGCGAUGGGUUGCUGGAUCUUUUCCAACAAGGGAGUUUUCAGGCCAAGCCAGGUUUCGGUACUAGAAGAAGGGUACAGGAUUGUUACUAGCCAUUUUCGCGCAUAUAGGUACUCGGAGUUGGAGAGGGGAACUAAAAAGUUCAACAACAAGAUCGGUCAUGGUGGAUCAGGUAUAGUAUACAAGGGGAGUUUAGACGAUGAGAGGGUAGUGGCCGUCAAGGUGCUACAAGAUGUGAGCCAGAGUGAGGAUGUUUUCCAAGCCGAGUUGAGUGUGAUUGGUAGGAUUUAUCAUAUGAAUCUUGUGAGAAUGUGGGGAUUUUGCUCGGAAGGAACACAUAGGAUUUUAGUCUAUGAGUACAUUGAGAAUGGAUCAUUGGCCAAAGUACUAUUUGAUAGGAGAGAUUCCAGCAAGUUUCUUGGAUGGAAGCAAAGGUUCAACAUUGCUCUAGGUGUGGCCAAGGGGUUGGCAUAUCUUCACAAUGAAUGCCUAGAGUGGAUCAUCCAUUGUGACAUGAAGCCCGAGAACAUAUUGUUGGAUGAAGAUAUGGAGCCUAAAAUCACUGACUUUGGCUUGUCCAAGUUGUUGAACAGAGAUGGGUCUGGUUCUGAAAUGUCACGGAUUCGGGGGACGAGAGGAUAUAUGGCUCCCGAGUGGGUUUCUAGCCUUCCCAUCACCGAGAAGGUUGAUGUGUAUAGUUAUGGAGUUGUUCUUCUUGAGCUGGUGAAAGGGAGGAGGAUUACAGAAUGGGUAGUGGAUGGGAAAGAUGGAGUAGAAACUGAUGUGAGAAGCGUGGUUAAGAUGGUUGUUGACAAACUGGACAGCAAGAAUGAAUCAUGGAUUAUGGACUUAAUUGAUGAUCAAUUUGGUGGUGAAUUUAAUCAUUUGCAGGCUCAGCUAGUUAUAAAAUUGGCCAUUUCAUGCCUGGAAGAAGAUAGAAACAGGAGGCCAAGCAUGAAGUACAUAGUGCAAAUGCUCAUUUCUGCUGAAGAUGAAGCUCAUGCCUUUACCUAAUCCUGAGGGUUCCGAAAUAAGUAUGUGAAACUUAAUACGAGGUUCACUCCUCAUCUGUUCCACCCUUUGUAUAUAAGAUAAUAUGACUGGGUACCAAACUUUGUUAGUUGGAAGAUUGUAAGAAACUGCAGGUUCUCAUAGACAACUUGAUAAACACCCCAGACCUCUCAUCAGUGCCGGUUCAGAAGGGCUAUAACUCUCGGUUUUGACGGUUUUGGAACUGGCACUAAUGGCCCUCAAGCACCAUCAGACAAUUCCGUGUGGGGAUCAUCAGUCCCUGUUAGGGCAGAGAACCGCCACUGAUACUCAUUUUUUGUGCAAAAACAAAUACAAUCAAUUACUUACUUAAUCCACAGACACAUUGAUCUAGAACACAGCUUUCUUGCAUACACACAUUUGUAUACAACAAUCCAGAAUCACUGGAUACAGAGAUUGUUGCAUUUCUUGCAUUCAUUCCUCAUCUAUUGCAAACAGUGGAGAAAGCAGGAAGAUGCCAAGUGCAUCUAUAAUACAGUUAUGUAAUACAGCAAAAAUUUUGAUGAACAAAAGUUUGUUUUAUUC
This is a messenger RNA of Oryza sativa Japonica Group (Japanese rice), 3223 nucleotides long. RefSeq names its product putative receptor protein kinase ZmPK1. NCBI's taxonomy places the organism in Eukaryota, Viridiplantae, Streptophyta, Magnoliopsida, Poales, Poaceae. Gene Ontology annotation, biological process: protein phosphorylation; recognition of pollen. Gene Ontology annotation, molecular function: protein serine/threonine kinase activity; ATP binding. The record is from RefSeq and is a predicted model, not a curated record.